Octodon degus (degu) is the source of this 2221-nucleotide messenger RNA. RefSeq names its product TEPSIN, adaptor related protein complex 4 accessory protein (gene Tepsin). Bases 67 to 1890 code for a protein of 607 amino acids. The transcript is spliced from 13 exons. NCBI's taxonomy places the organism in Eukaryota, Metazoa, Chordata, Mammalia, Rodentia, Octodontidae. The record is from RefSeq and is a predicted model, not a curated record. Gene Ontology annotation, cellular component: trans-Golgi network membrane.
GUUCACGAAGCCGACGUCAAGGCCCGCCUACAACUAGCGAUUGGCUGUUGGAGCCAGAGCCACACGAUGAUUGGAGAGUCUGCGCCUGGCGGAAGCGGGGCAGGCCGGCGGGAGGAGGGGGUCGCGGGCAGCUGGACCAUGGCAGCCGCACCGCCGCUGCGGGAUCGCCUGAGCUUCCUGCACCGGCUCCCAAUUCUCCUGAAGGGAACCUCAGACGAUGAUGUCCCAUGUCCAGGAUACCUGUUUGAAGAGAUUGCUAAAAUCUCCCAUGAAUCAGUGGGCAGCAGCCAGUGCCUACUGGAAUACCUCCUGAACCGCUUGGACAGUAGUUCUGGCCAUGUGAAGCUCAAGGUGCUGAAGAUUUUGCUCUACCUGUGCAGCCAUGGCUCUUCCUCCUUCCUGCUCAUCCUUAGGCGCAACUGUGCUCUCAUCCAGGAAGCCACAGUUUUUGCAGGACCCCCAGAUCCUCUCCAUGGGAACAGCUUGUACCAGAAAGUUCGAGCAGCUGCCCAGGACCUGGGCAGUACCUUAUUCUCUGACGCUGUGCCACUGCCUCCCUCCAAGCCUGCCAGGGCCCUGCCCUCCACAGGCAUGGGCUCCCAGUCCAGGCCUCUCAGCAGUCUCCAGGGUUUUGGUUACAGCAAGGAACGGGGCCAUGCAGGCUCUGCGGGUGAAGCUUUCCUCUCCACCAUCCAGAGGGCCGCAGAGGUGGUGGUUAAUGCCAUGCACCCUGGGCCUGAGAAUUCCUGGACCCAGAGGUCUCUGCCACAAGGCGACACUUACCAGCCUGCCAUGACACCUUCAGGGAGCCACAGCCAUCCUGCCUCAGGAAACCUGCUUCCUGGGGUCAUCCCAGGUUCUCGAGCUGUGAGACACCAGCCAGGGCAGGCUGGAGGGGGCUGGGAUGAGCUGGACAGCAGCCCUGGCUCCCAAAGCUCCUCCCGGAACAGUGACCAGAGCCGGGCCUCAGACUCAGGCAGUCGAUCGGGCAGUGAUAGCCACUCAGGGACCAGUCGGGAGCCAGGUGACCUGGCAGAAAGGGCUGAAGCCAUGGCUCUGAGUGACUACCAGCAGGAGCUGAGCCUGGUAAGGACCGUGACACAGGGACCCCGUGCCUUCCUGAGCCGUGAGGAGGCCCAGCACUUCAUAAAAGAGUGUGGGCUGCUCAACUGUGAGGCAGUGCUGGAGCUGCUCCUCGGCCAGCUGGGCACAGCCAGUGAGCUCGAGCAGAUGAGGGCCCUGUGUGCCAUCGCCUCCCUGGGUUCCACCGACCUUCUUCCCCAGGAGCACAUCUUCCUCCUCUCUCAGCGGUGGCUGCAGGAGCUAAGCAUGGGCAGCCCUGGGCCUGUGACCAGCAAGGCUACGAAGAUCUUAAGGCAUUUCGAAGCCUCGUGUGGACAGCGGUCCCCAGCCCUAAGGCCCUGUGCCGAGUCCAGCCCCACAGCUACCCUUGAGGGCCCAUCUGACCUGCUCACUGGCCCUGUGCCUCCCUCUGGGGCCCAGGUCUUCCUCCAGCCUCUAAACUCCACCCCCGUCUUGCCGGGCAGCCCUGCACUCACCCCAGCUCCAGAUACCAGCUCCCUCACAACCCCUGGACAUGCCAGCAAGGCCGAGACCCCACCAGGAGCUUCCAGAGAGCAGGGGGCACAGCCUGGGCAGGGCUUGGGGUACACAGACACCCCAAAGGAUGGCCCUAGCUGUUAUCCAUGGAGCCAUGGCUCCUUGUUUGCUGGCAUGGAGCUGGUGGCCUGCCCCCGCCUGGUGGGGGUUCAGGCUACAGCAGAGGAACCCAACCAGGUCCCCCAAGCCCCCCAAACAUGGGCCCAGAGGGCGGCAGCCACAGAGCCUCCAGGCCCAGAUUUGUCAGCCUUUGCCUUCUUGAACAAGUGACCACAUGGGGCUCUCUGUAUACAGGGGCCUCCUUGUCCGCAGUUUGUGGCUCCCAGGACCCCAUGACCUCCUGCUGGCAGCCACCUACCCCACCCACUCCAUCUAGACCCUUUAGCCACUGAGGCCUGGGUGCAGGAGCCUUGGCAGUUGGUGCAGUUAUUCAUGGCCCGGCAUGGAGAGCAGUGAGCACAGGAUGUAGCUGCGAGGAAGGGGCUUGGUCUGUGCCCCCAAAGUUGUCUCAUGCGCACCAUGCCUCAAGGGACAGCUCCCUGACCAUGCAAGCAGGAUAGAGCCUCCUCUUCAGGCAAGGGGCAGGGCUCACACAGGCCAG